Molecule: messenger RNA, 2473 nt
Organism: Dichomitus squalens LYAD-421 SS1
Lineage: Eukaryota; Fungi; Basidiomycota; Agaricomycetes; Polyporales; Polyporaceae
Product: P-loop containing nucleoside triphosphate hydrolase protein
Exons: 5
Coding region: 52-1767 (571 amino acids)
Molecular function (GO): GTPase activity; GTP binding
Source: RefSeq, a predicted model, not a curated record
GCUCGCACUCCCUCCGCUCCACAACGUUCGCGAUCGGUAUCAGACACAAGAAUGCAGAGACGCAAGCCCUGCUCCCCGAAGAAGCGCAGGGAGCAGCUCCGCCUCAAGCGCGCCGUCAAGCGUGGCGACAUCCCUCCUCCACCGCCAUCCAAACCAGAUCAGCACAGGAAAGGCCGCAAAGGACCCACAGGACAGUCCAUUGGCUCAACCACACGCGCCACCGCUGCAGAAUCCACCCGUCGCCUCGAGUCCUCGUUCGUGAAACUCCCCCCGGCAUUCCUGGAGAAAACAAGGGUUCUGGCUUACAAGCUCCCUCUCACACGUCCAAUUCCUCCCGAACUCGCGAUCCUCCCGGAUGUUGACAAACAGAUCACAAGCGCUGACGGCGGACGGACCGCUGGGGAGCUCACUUGCCCGCGGCGUCCGAAAUGGCGAUAUGACAUGUCCAAGAAGGAAGUCGAAGCGAACGAGGAAGGCCUCUUCAAGAAAUGGCUCGCACAGACUGACGCUGCGGUGAACGCGUGGUGCAACGCCAGCAGCGAUGAUGAUGCACCCCAGACCUCAUCUGUACCCGGCGCACCUGACAGAGUCUUGGACAGAAUACCAGAGGCGGCAACUGACGCGAUGCCCCGCGCCCCCACGUCGUACGAGCAUAACCUCGAAGUUUGGCGGCAGCUAUGGCGCGUCACGGAAAUCUCGCAGAUACUGCUAAUCCUCCUCGACUCGCGCUGCCCGAUCCUCCACUUUCCACCCGCGCUGCCCUCGUAUCUUUCCAGCCUUCCGCACGCGUCUCGGAUUCGAACGAUCUUGGUCCUCACCAAGGUCGAUAUCUCCGGCCCAGACCGCGUGGCGGCAUGGACAAAGCACCUCAACGCGCUCUACCCGGAUAUGCGCAUCGUACAGGUAGAAUCCUACGUGGAGAAGCAUGCGGGAGAAGGGUCCUCUAGCGGCAGAAAAAUGUACGCGCCCCACCUCCCGUCUGCAUUCCGGGAAACGCUGGUGAACGCGUUACGAGAAACGCAUGCCGAGCUACUCGAGCCGCCCCCGGAAAUCAAGAGCAAUCCUGAGCGACUCGCUCGCUGGAGGCCGAGGAUGAGAUCCUCAGUCGAUUGGGACGCCGUCCUCAGGGCACGUGGAGGGCAGGUUGGGACCGUGGUAGGUGGUGCGGCCGACCCAAAGCCUACCAAGCCGCCCCUAGAAAACGGAGUUGGUUCCGAGGGACACGAAGAGGACGACGACUCCGAUCCCGAAUUCUUGACUAUCGGGCUUAUUGGUCAGCCCAACGUGGGCAAGUCCUCGCUCUUGAAUGCUCUCUUCGGCACUCAGAAGGUCAGGGUUUCUCGGACGCCUGGGAAGACAAAGCAUUUCCAGACGCUCUUCUGGACCUCCGAGGUCCGGCUCGUAGACUGCCCUGGCCUGGUCAUACCGAACUAUGUCCCAAUGGAAACCCAGGUCCUGAGCGGGAUCCUCCCCAUCUCACGCGUCUCGGCCAUCCCCCUUUGCAUAUACCACGCCGCGCGCCUCAUCCCGCUCGAAAAGGUCCUCGGACUCGCUCACCCGAGCCCUCCCUCGGCCGCCCCCGAGGACAAGCGCACUUGGCGCGAAGACAUCUUUACCUGGAGAGAUGGUGAACCACCGAAAGCACAGCCGAAGGAGGUCGUAUGGACGGCGAUGGACAUCCUCACCGCGUACGCGAACAAGAAGGGCUGGAUGACCGCGCAGGCGGGGCGGCCAGACGUGAACCGCGCCGGGAACGCCAGUACGUGAACCUUCCUUGCUCAGAUCACCGCCGACAGCGAUCCGCUCACGUCCGGCUCUUCCUCGCAUGUCUUCGUGUGCAUUCACGACACGGUGCGACUUGUCGUUUUGGCUGAUCCAUGGACCGCGUCGAACCUUGUGACCAUCCCUCUCGCUAUCUCCCCGGUCGCAACUGCGCACUGCCGUCAAUUCUGUGUGUGGUUCCCCUUCCCUUCCGUUAUAGUUCUCGCCGCCAUCGCCGAUGGGAGGAUACGCUGGGCAUUCUGGCCGCCCGGCACGGAUCUCGAGACGAUCACCAAGCAUCAGGACAACGUCGGCGCGGGCAUCUGGAUCGCGCACGACCGCGGCAUGGACGAAGAGAGUGAUCGUGAGAGUGACGACGACGCGCAAGCGCGUCCGGCCGGGUCCGAGGACGAGGCCGGUUCAUCUUUCGACGGCAGUGCAGAAGAGGUCUCGGAAGGUGAGGAGGACCCUGCGACGGGGGGAGGGAUUCGGCACCAGAUUGCCAGCGAGGGCGGCAGAUUUCGGGCGCUGGUUCUGGACGAUCAGGACGACGACGAAGGAUCUUGAAGAGGAUCCCCUUUGCAAGCAAAUUUGAUGGCGCAUGCGGAGUGGCUAAACAUAUGUGCAAAGCAGGGAGCAGACCACUGUGUGUAUCAUAGAAUCCUUAUCUGUACUGUAGUGGCUCGGUUUGGGAUUAUCUGUAUGAAGCAAC